Messenger RNA from Zychaea mexicana, 1989 nucleotides. RefSeq names its product aldehyde dehydrogenase domain-containing protein. Lineage: Eukaryota; Fungi; Mucoromycota; Mucoromycetes; Mucorales; Lichtheimiaceae. The record is from RefSeq and is a predicted model, not a curated record. Gene Ontology annotation, molecular function: aldehyde dehydrogenase (NAD+) activity. The coding region runs from base 109 to 1602 and encodes 497 amino acids. The transcript has 8 exons.
GUGUGAAACUGACUUUAGCUGACCAAGCCUUUUUUUACACGGUAUAAAGCGUAUGCUCUUAUUUUUAUUCUCUCUCUUUUACCUUUAUUAUUUCUGAGAGAAAUAAACAUGGCUGCAGAUCUUCAAAGCGUCACUCUCUCCAACGGCAAGAAACUUGAGGUCCACACUCACCUCUUCAUCAACAAUGAGUUUGUGCCCGGCCAUGGUCCUUUGAUUGAAAACAUUAAUCCUGCCACAGAAGAAGUUAUCUGCGCUGUCCAUUCUGCUGACGAAAGCGAUGUCAACGCUGCUGUCGAAGCCGCCAAUACCUGCUUUAACAACGUGUGGCGCAAGGUCGCACCAGCGGAACGCGGUCUCUUAAUAAACAAGCUUGCAAAUCUUAUGGAGCGUGACAAGGAAGAAUUGGCUGCUCUUGAUGCUUUAGACAACGGCAAGGCAUACACUGUUGCUCGCGAUAUCGAUAUCACUGACUCGAUUGCAUGCUUCCGCUAUUUCGCGGGCUGGUCCGACAAAAUUCAUGGUAAAACGAUCGAUACCGUCGCAGACCGUUGGUGCUAUACGCGUCACGAAGCUUUGGGUGUUGUCGGAGCUGUCAUUCCAUGGAACUACCCCAUUAUGAUGGCAGCAUGGAAGUUUGCUCCUGCCCUUGCAACUGGCAACUGUGUUGUCAUGAAGACUUCUGAGCUUACGCCUCUCAGCAUGCUCAAGUUUGCUGCCUUAGCCAAGGAAGCUGGCUUCCCUGCUGGUGUUGUGAACAUCAUCACUGGUUAUGGUGCCACUACUGGCAACUUCUUGGCCAACCACAAGCUUGUUUCCAAGAUGGCUUUCACUGGUUCUACUGUCACCGGUCGCAAGAUCAUGGAAUCCUCGUCUCAUAGCAACUUGAAGAAGCUUCAGCUCGAGCUUGGUGGCAAGUCUGCACAAAUUGUCUGCGCCGAUGCCGAUUUGAAGAACGCUGCAGUCAUGGCCUGCGGUGGUAUCUUUAACAACCACGGUCAAAGCUGCAAUGCCGGUUCGCGUAUCUUUGUCCAAUCAUCUGUAUUCGACAAGUUUAUGGACCUCUUUGUCAAGGCCACUGAUGAUAUUGUUCUUGGCGACCCAUUUGCUGAAGACACUUUCCAGGGACCACAGAUCAGCAAAGGUCAGUUCGACAAGAUUAUGAACUACAUCAAGAUUGGCCAAGAAGAAGGUGCUACGUUGUAUAAGGGUGGCAAGCGAUGGGGUGAUAAGGGCUACUACAUCGAGCCAACCAUCUUCAUCAAUUGCAAGAACAACAUGAGAAUAAUGCAAGAAGAAAUCUUUGGCCCUGUGGUGGGAAUUGCUACCUUUGAAACCAUUGAUGAAGCUAUUGCUUUGGCCAACGACUCCACCUAUGGUUUGGCCGGUGGUGUCUACACCUCUAACGUUGAUACUGCUAUCCGCGUAUCCAACGAGAUUAAGGCUGGAACUGUCUGGGUAAACACUUUCGAUGUCUUCGACCAAUCCACACCCUUCGGUGGCUAUAAGCAAUCAGGUUUUGGCAAGGAGUUGGGUAAAUAUGCUUUGCAGGAGUAUACCCAGGUCAAGGUCGUCAAGUUCCAGCUACUCAACACUGGUGCAUAACUCUCUUUUAUCGCGUCCCUUUAAAUGUUUUAAACCAUUGCUCCCCUCCUCUUCGCUAAUCCUUCAAACAUAACAAAAUAAUCCAUCCAUCCCAUCUUGCUAUACAAUACCAACUUCCUCCACUAGCAGAGAUUAUUUUGUAACGAAGCAUUGCUGAAAAUCGAGUCGUUUGAACCUGGUCGCAUCCACAGAAUAGCAAAAGCUGUUUUUGAUAUGUAUUGUGAAUGAUAGCUCUAAUGUCCAAUAACGUGUAAGAUAACCCAUUUUCACAACCCACUUUGGUACUUUCCAUACCUCCAAUCACAGUCCUAGCUCAAACACGCUUCACAACCUUUCGAAUUUUCAACUUAGGGUAAUACUUUGACCAUUAAAAAGACAUAACAGUGG